Pogona vitticeps (central bearded dragon) is the source of this 3974-nucleotide messenger RNA. The record is from RefSeq and is a predicted model, not a curated record. NCBI's taxonomy places the organism in Eukaryota, Metazoa, Chordata, Lepidosauria, Squamata, Agamidae.
AUGGCGCUCAACAAAAGCUCGGAUUCACUAGAUCCUCCGCAAUCGAGGUUUGUGUCAAAUCCAUCCUGCCCACCCCACCCGGGUUCGUCCCGUCCCGUCGAGGGGGAGGGCGCGAAACUCCUCCUUUUUGUCAGUGUCCUCGUUGGAGCGCCUAAAGCCAGAACAAACCAACCAGAUGUUGUGGAGGGGGGUGCUGUCUACUACUGUCCCUGGAAUCUCGGCAGCAACAGCUGCACGCCCAUCGAAUUUGACAGCAGCAAAGGAUCCCGCACAGAAGAUUUUAAUGGGACAAUGGAGCAAAUGGAGUUCAAAUCUCUGCAGUGGUUUGGAGCCACAGUGCGAUCACAUGGCAGCUCUAUCUUGGCCUGCGCCCCUCUCUACAGCUGGCGAACAAACAAGGACGAGCCUCAGCGUGAGGUUGUGGGCACUUGUUACCUCUCGGUCAACAACUUCACCAAGUUUGUGGAAUAUGCACCUUGCCGUUCAGACCUGAACUCAGCUCGUGGGCAAGGCUACUGUCAAAGUGGAUUUAGUGCUGAAUUCACAAAGAGUGGACGAGUUCUUCUCGGUGGCCCAGGAAGCUACUUCUGGCAAGGCCAGGUGCUAUCGGCAACACAGGAUGCCAUUGAAGAGUCCUAUUACCCUGAAUAUUUAAUCCUGGUAGUUAAAGGGCAGCUGGAGACCCGGCAAGCUCACAUCAAUGCUGAUGACAGUUACUUGGGCUACUCUGUGGCUGUAGGGGAAUUCAGCGGAGACUCCACUGAAGAUUUUGUGGCAGGCGUUCCUAAAGGAAACCUGACUUAUGGAUACGUUACAGUUCUAAACGGGAGUGACAUUCGGCCCUUGUACAACUUUUCUGGAGAACAGAUGGCAUCCUAUUUUGGGUAUGCAGUGGCUGCCACUGAUCUCAACAGUGAUGGCCUAGAUGACUUGCUAAUUGGUGCCCCCUUGUUUAUGGAGAAAACAGAAGAUGGUCGAGUGCAAGAGGUGGGCAGGGUCUACAUCUACCUGCAACAGCUGUACGGCAUGGAGUCAAGCCCUUCGGCCAUCCUGACCGGUCACCAGGAGUUUGGUCGCUUUGGCAGUGCUAUUGCCCCACUCGGAGACCUCAACCAGGAUGGCUAUAAUGAUGUAGCCAUUGGAGCCCCAUUUGGCGGCAAGGCCCAACAAGGCGUAGUCUACGUGUACAAUGGCCGGCAUGAUGGACUGCACCCCAAACCUUCCCAGGUGUUGCAAGGCCACUGGCCUGCCAGCCAGAGCCCUGACUUUUUCGGGUUUGCUUUGCGUGGAGCCAAAGACCUGGAUGGAAAUGGCUACCCAGAUCUGAUUGUAGGGGCCUUUGGAGUGGACACAGCCAUGGUUUACAGGGGUCGCCCCAUUGUUCACGCUAGUGCCACCCUCAGCAUUUUCCCCACCAUGUUUAACCCUGAGGAGCGAGCUUGCAUCCUGGAGGGCACAGGAACACCAGUUGCUUGCAUCAACCUGAGCUUCUGCCUGAAUGCCUCUGGGAAGCACGUGCCUGAUUCCAUUGGGUUCACUGUGGAACUGCACCUUGACCGUCUCAAGCACAAAGGGGCAGUGAAGCGGGCACUUUUCCUGCGUUCCCAGGAGCCCCAUCUGGUCCAGACUCUCCAACUCCGCAAUGGCGCCAGCUCUGAAUGCCGUGAGAUGAAGAUCUACCUCAGGGGUGAGUCAGAAUUCCGUGACAAGCUCUCCCCCAUCCACCUGUCGCUCAACUUCUCUCUGGAUCCAGAGGCCCCGUCGGACUCGCAUGGCCUGCAACCCAUCCUCAACUACCUCACGCGCAACCACAUUGAACAAAAGGCUCAGAUACAGCUUGAUUGUGGUGAAGACAACGUCUGUGUCCCUGACCUCCAGCUUGAAGUUUUGGGGGACCACUCCGUCGUUUACCUAGGAGACAAGAAUGCGCUGAACCUCUCGUUCCACGCACAGAACCGCGGAGAAGGGGGUGCCUACGAGGCUGAACUCCAUGUUAUAAUCCCACCUGAGGCAGACUACAUCGGAGUGUUACGGAACCAUGGGAACCUGUCCGGCCAGAGCUGCAACUACGACACAGUGAACGAAACCAACAUGGUCAUCUGUGACCUUGGCAACCCAAUGAAGGCGGGCAUUAGCCUGUGGGGUGGCCUGCGCUUCACUGUGCCUCGCCUCGUUGAUGCUAAGAAAUCCAUCCAAUUUGACUUCCAGAUUCACAGCAAGAAUGCAAACAACUCCCACAGCGAGGUGGUGUUCUUUCCUCUGCGUGUCGAGGCGGCCCUUCGUAUUUCAGCCCACGGGGCUUCUAUGCCAGAUGCAGUGUCUCUUCCAGGGUCUGGAUGGGUCCCGGGUCGAUCAGUGCAGCGAGAACAAGAUGUGGGCCCCGGCGUAUGCCAUGUCUAUGAGUUUGUGAAUGAGGGACCAAGUGCCAUUAGCGAGGGCAUCUUAGACAUCAGCUGUCCACUCCGAAUGCAAGGGCGAGCAGUGAUGUACGUGACACGCUACAUGAUCGCAGCAAAUUGUACCUCCAGCCAUCCCGUCAACCCAUCACGCCUCCAGCUGGAGCAGCCACCAACCCCUUUUCCCUGGCAGGAGCCGCAUUAUGUGCAGAAACAAGAUGGAGGAGGCUGGAGCAGCGGGUCCGGUGGGAACAGCUUUAGUCUGAAAUGUACCGAGGAGGAGUGUUUCCAGCUACGCUGCCACACGGGGGCGCUACAACGGCAAGAAAGUGUCAGCUUGCGCCUCUAUUUCCGCAUCUGGUCCAAGAGCUUCCAGCAGAAAGAAAACAAUCCCCAGAGUGUUCAGUGUGAAGCAGUAUACCAUGUGCAGAAAGUGCCCUACAAGAUUCAGCCUUUAGAGCACACCUCUGCCCACCACAAGGUGUCGACAUCGCUUCAUUGGGCAAAGGCAGAGACCAGCCAAGGGGUUCCUCUCUGGAUCAUCAUCUUAGCCAUUCUGAUUGGACUGCUGCUCCUGGCACUGCUCAUCUAUGUAUUAUACAAGCUGGGCUUUUUCAAGCGCUCACUUCCUUAUGGCACCGCUAUGGAGAAGGCCCAGCUGAAACCACAGGCCGCUUCAGAGGCCUAGCAUGCCCAGCCUUGCCCUCCGCAGAGGUGUGUUGUUGUUGCUGCCCUGCAAAGAGGCACCCAGGAGGGAUUGCCUUGCCACGCACGGUGGGGAGGCGAGCACAGCCAACACCAGAAGGGCAAAGAAGGGCCAUGCCGCAGAUGCUGGACCCCGACGGACUGAUGCAGAGAGACCAGCGUGCGAGGCACCUCUGCCUCACCAUGAAGGAGGAUCCAGGCUUUUGAGGCUCAGCGCCCUCCCUUCUUCCCCCCCCUCCGUUCCCUGGGGCUCCGAUCCUACAAACACGUUGUGCCUUGACUGGGUUUGCGGCAGGCACUCACUCCCAGCCAAAGGGAAUACUUGAAGCCGCUGGUGCGGCCGGUGCUGGCCUGUUCUCAGGCCCCCUCUGUCAAGCUGUCUGUUCCGUCCAUUGGUGAGGAAGGAGGUGCUGUACCAGACAGUCUCCAAGCUGCCAGUCUCCUUGGAAAGGCCAUAGCUUGGCUGGAAGGCAGGAAGGAAUAAAGGAAAGGAGGAAAGAAAGAAAGAAAGAAAAGCACAAUCGCUUCCUGAGUUCAGCUUCUCCUCCACUGGCCAGAGCAGAGGAUCCUGGGGGAUGACCUGGGACAGAGACUUAAGCUGGGAAAGCCAGAUGCUCCUGCAAUGCCAAAGAUUUGCCGCGUUAGGAAGCCAAGCCAUCAGCCGGUGUCGGCCCGGACUUGCCGACGGUCUUCGCACUGAUCUCCGGAAACUGCUAGAGAUUUUAUUUUUCAGAUGCCACUUUAAUAAAAAGAAGGAGGAGAGAAAGAAAUUAGGAGGCUGCUGCCGUGUGUCCCUCCUAGCAAAGACUGGGUUACUGUUUUUAAUUUAAAUGUCCAAUGUGCAAUAAAUGCUUCCAUAUUUUCCACAUCAUC